Messenger RNA from Prunus dulcis (almond), 1260 nucleotides. RefSeq names its product 50S ribosomal protein L4, chloroplastic. Gene Ontology annotation, cellular component: ribosome. The transcript is spliced from 2 exons. NCBI's taxonomy places the organism in Eukaryota, Viridiplantae, Streptophyta, Magnoliopsida, Rosales, Rosaceae. The record is from RefSeq and is a predicted model, not a curated record. Gene Ontology annotation, biological process: translation. Gene Ontology annotation, molecular function: structural constituent of ribosome. Bases 83 to 973 code for a protein of 296 amino acids.
AGUGGCGCAGUGAGAUUGGAUAACAAAUUCACUCACAGUCAUAAGAAGAAGAAAACUUCCUCACUCUCACACACACUUGACAAUGGCGGCCUCUGCAACGCCUCUAUCUCUCUCCUUCUUCACCUCCUCAAUUUUCCUCACUUCCUCUUCUCACAAACCCCUCUCAACCCUCAUACCCAACAAUCCUCUCAAAACCCCCAAACCCCUCACCAUCUCCUCCGAGCUCGCCACCCUCCCCGUCCUCUCCUUCACCGGCGACAAGGUUGGCGAGACCUUCCUCGACCUUAAAGCCGCCCUCCCCGACACCGCACGUGCCGUCGUCCACCGCGCCAUCAUCACCGACCUCCAGAACAAGCGCCGCGGCACCGCUUCCACACUCACACGCGCCGAGGUCCGCGGAGGAGGCCGGAAACCCUACCCGCAGAAGAAAACGGGUCGGGCUCGCCAGGGGUCGACCAGGACGCCGCUCCGGCCCGGCGGAGGCGUCGUUUUCGGACCCAAGCCCAGGGAUUGGAGCAUCAAAAUCAACCGCAAGGAGAAGAGACUCGCGAUUUCGACGGCGGUAGCGAGCGCGGCGGAGAACACGAUCGUGGUUGAGGAUUUCAGCGACGAGUUCGAGAAGCCGAAGACGAAGGAGUUCAUUGCGGCGAUGAAGAGGUGGGGAUUGGACCCGAACGAGAAGACGACCUUUUUGAUGAGGGAGGUCGCGGACAAUGUGAGGCUUUCGAGUAGAAAUAUUGGGACUUUGAAGAUGUUGACUCCGAGGACUUUGAAUUUGUUUGAUAUUUUGAAUGCGGAUAAAUUGAUUCUGACGCCAGAGAUUGUGGAUUAUCUGAAUGCGAGAUAUGGGUUGAAUUAUGAGGGCGACGAUGAGGACGAAGAAGGUGCAGAGGAAGAAGAUGAAGAAGGAGGAGAAGGAGGAAGUGAAGUUCAAGGAACUGUGUCAGAGGAGAGUUCUGAUGCAGCAGAGUGAUGACACAGAAUGAAGAGUUUUUGUAACCACUUUUUGGCCCCAGAAGAUAACCUAGGAUUCAUUUCGACUUAUCCCUAAUCAAGGGUUUGUGCCUUUUUGGAAGUGUCAACCAUGCUUCGUUCAGAUUGCAGGCUGGUUUCGAAGAUUCACUGUGCAUGAUGUAUUUUUUAUUUUUGGUUAUAAAAUUUGCAAAUCCAAUCCAAUACGAAUGUAUCUAUUUGGACAUCAUUCGAUGUUGUAUUUUUAGAAUGUUGAUAAAAGGCAUAACUUUAUUUGCUUCCACUGUC